Gossypium raimondii (Peruvian cotton) is the source of this 1271-nucleotide messenger RNA. RefSeq names its product expansin-A4. Gene Ontology annotation, biological process: plant-type cell wall organization. The transcript is spliced from 3 exons. The record is from RefSeq and is a predicted model, not a curated record. The coding region runs from base 72 to 848 and encodes 258 amino acids. Gene Ontology annotation, cellular component: extracellular region. Lineage: Eukaryota; Viridiplantae; Streptophyta; Magnoliopsida; Malvales; Malvaceae.
CCCUUAACCCAUUCAAACCUCCACUGAUCCUUUAGCUGUUUCCCUCUGUUUCUUCAGUCAAAGUAUACAAUAUGGCAAAUUGGGUUGAUACUUGCUUGGUUUCAUUGCUUUUCAUCAUUGUUACCGUUGAAGCUAGAAUUCCUGGUGUUUAUUCUGAUGGUGCUUGGCAAAGUGCCCAUGCCACUUUCUAUGGUGGCAGCGAUGCUUCUGGCACAAUGGGUGGAGCUUGUGGCUAUGGAAACUUAUACAGCCAAGGCUAUGGUGUCAACACAGCUGCUUUGAGUACUGCUCUUUUCAACAAUGGGUUCAGCUGUGGUGCCUGUUUUGAAAUCAAAUGUGUAAACCAACCACAAUGGUGUCAUUCUGGUAGUCCUUCAAUUUUCAUCACAGCAACCAAUUUUUGCCCUCCAAAUUACGCUCUUCCAAAUGACAAUGGCGGAUGGUGUAACCCUCCUCGUUCUCAUUUUGAUCUCGCCAUGCCAAUGUUCCUUAAGAUUGCAGAGUACCGUGCUGGCAUUGUCCCUGUCUCUUAUCGCAGGGUUCCAUGCCGUAAGCGAGGUGGAAUCAGGUUCACUAUCAACGGCUUCCGUUACUUCAACUUGGUUCUGAUUACUAACGUGGCAGGCUCUGGUGAUAUCGUGAAGGCAAGCGUUAAAGGAUCGAAAACAGGGUGGAUGAGCUUGAGCCGAAACUGGGGCCAAAAUUGGCAAUCCAAUGCCGUAUUGGUUGGCCAAUCUUUGUCUUUUAGGGUCACCGGCAGUGACCGUAGGACUUCUACUUCAUGGAACAUUGCUCCUUCCAAUUGGCAGUUCGGUCAAACCUUCACUGGCAAAAAUUUCAGGGUCUAAAACAUAAAGGGGUGGGGCACUGGUUGGGUUACUUUCCUGGGAAAAUGAGGGAAAGUGUGUGGUUAAGAUUAUUUUGACAGUGGGGGAAAAUUGGGUUUUUACUCGUUUAUCUAAUGGGGCUAUUUACUUUUAGGUUUUACUUUUUUUAUCUUUGGGGUGAAAAGGUGAGAGAGAGGAUAAAGGUUAAAAAAAAGUGGAAUGAAAUGGGGGCUGAAGGGGCUUGGAAAGAAGUUGUAGCCCGCAGCUUUAAUACUUUUUUCUUUUUCUAUAUGUUACAUAAGUUGAAUUUAAUGAAAGGAUCGUAGAUUAUUACAUAAGUGGCUUGGAAAGAAGUUUCUUGUGUAGGUAGAUUAUUAGAUUGCUUUUACCUUAAUUUCUUGUACAAAUUUUAUAUUUUAUGAAGAUUAAUCGUUUCGGAGUUUA